Messenger RNA from Nothobranchius furzeri (turquoise killifish), 4881 nucleotides. NCBI's taxonomy places the organism in Eukaryota, Metazoa, Chordata, Actinopteri, Cyprinodontiformes, Nothobranchiidae. The record is from RefSeq and is a predicted model, not a curated record.
CGAAGGACUUCAAAAUGAAUUUUGUGAAAAAAUCUAAACCGUGUUCCGUGUCCUGCGGUCAGAUAAGUUAAGUUAUUCCGGGUGUGCGGCCUGACGUUGGGGCUACGCGGCUGUUUGCUACCGUAGCAGUGCGGUAAAUGCCCGUGAUUCUGCAGCGCUGCAUUUUGUGGUAUGGUCCGGUUGGGACCGAGAACCUGCGGGGUUAAAAUGGGGGGAGAUGAAGUUUGUGUUGAUUAAACCAACUAUAUUUGUGAAUGAGUGAGGAAUGUGUGGUUGUUGGGUGUCUGUUUUGAGCCGACCCGUGGCUUUAUUUAACCACCGUUCCCCGGGCGGCCUCCACAUCAAGCCGGCUUCCCCUCGCCGUUACCCCCGCGGAGACCUGCGUGUGACACACGCUGGUUUAUUUUGACUCGAGUGCUGUCGCCCGAUCCAAGAUAUGCUUGGAUAAAUCUCAGUUUCUGGUUGUAUUUGGGGAAUGAAUCCAGACCUCUCCAUCGGCCCGCGUCAAUCCAUAGUUGCUGCACAAAUCUAGAAAUAAAACACAUCAUAACUGGCAUUUGAUAAUCCCAUUCAUAAACUCUUAAAUACAGAGUAAAAUCUGUUUUUCCUUCAUGAUUUCCUAAGUGUAUUUUUACAAAUAAGACCCCAAGAAUGUAUUCUGUUUUUUUUUUUCACAUUUUAUUAUCACAAUAACAUUUAUUAUUGACAUAAAUCAUCCCUGGUAUUUUCAGGAGAAGCUGGUGCUGUGCUGCCAUGGAGACCAAGCAGGAACCAUCAGCUGUGUGGAGUCAGACUGUUAACAGUGAUGCUAGCAAUCCCACACAGGUCCAUUUUGAAGGUGGCACCAUGGCCCAGAUUGUCUACAGUGGAGAUCAGGCGGACAGGGCCGGGCAGCAGGUGGUUUAUGCAGCAGAUGGAAACUCUUACACCUCUGUGGAGUCUGCAGAGCACACGCUGGUCUACAUCCACCCGGCAGAUGGUGCUCAGACUGUAUUUGCUGAUCAGCCACAAGUGGCAUAUAUUCAGCAGGAUGGUACUACUCAGCAGGUCACGGUUCUGCUGCCUGGAGGUCAGAACAUGAAUGCUGCCAACCUGCAUGUUCUCAGUAACGUAGCAGAUGGCCCUCAAGCCAUCCUGGCUCCCGUUUCCCAGGAGCAGCUAUCUGCAUCCAACUCUCUCACAGAUAUGGCCGACAUCACAGACCCCCCCACCAGUCCGCUCGGGGCCACGGACUCCACCGAUGACUCAGAUGAAGCUGAGGAUGACGACUCUGAGAUGGAUGACUGGGAGCUGCGGCAGCCGCAGAGGUUCGACCCUCACAGCCUCUGGUGUGAGGAGUGCAACAGCGCCAACUCUAUGGACUGUCCCUUGCACGGUCCGCUGCACCCCAUCCCCAACCGGCCGGUGCUGUCCAAAGCCAGGGCCAGUCUGCCUCAGAUCCUCUACAUCGAUCGCUUCCUGGGUGGGGUGUUCUCCAAGAGGCGGAUCCCAAAACGCACCCAGUUUGGUCCCGUGGAGGCGCCGCUGGUUCCACAGAGCGAGUUGCAGGACCACUUCUUCCACUUGAAACUAUGCAUGCUGGAUCCAGAGAGGGGCGGGGAGAAGCUGAGCGACAUGUGGUUGGACCUUUCUGAUGAGGACAGCUGUAACUGGAUGAUGUUUGUGAGACCGGCUCAGAAUCACCUGGAGCAGAACCUGGUGGCCUACCAGUACGGCUCCGAAAUAUUUUACACGACCAUCAAGCACAUCCAGCCCAAACAGGAGCUCAAGGUGUGGUACGCCGCCUCGUAUGCAGAGUUUGUGAAUCAGAAGAUCCACAGCGUCACAGAGGAGGAGAGGAAAGCUCUCCAGGAGCAGGAGUGGAACUGGCCCUGCUACGAGUGCAACCGCCGCUUCGUGAGCUCCGAGCAGCUGCAGCUGCAUCUCAACAUGCACGACGACAAGCUGAGCUCCAUCACGAGAUCCAGAAGUCGAGGCAGAGGCAGAGGCAGGAAGAGGUUUGGGACAGGAAGGAGACCUGGACGUCCACCUAAAUUUAUACGACUAGAACCUCUUGCGGAUGCCAACGGGGACAAGGCAGCAGAAAUGCUGGAACUGACAGAGAAGCCGGUGGAGGAGGAGAUGGAAGGAGUGAAGAAUGGAGUGAAGGAUGUGGAGAUGGAGCCGGAGGAGGAAGAGGAAGAGGCGGCGACUGGGACUGAGGCAGAGAGUGAGCUUGUCCCCCCUGCUGAGGAACAACUUCCAGAGUCCAUAACGCCGUCCAGUCCAGACCUGCCUGGUCCACUGAAGGAGUUCCCGGCACCGAGCGGCCAAUCAGAACUGGCGUCACAGAAUGCCCAUCGUGCAAAGAAAAUCCGGAAUGCAGCCCUGCAGCACCUUUUCAUCAGGAAGAGCUUCCGUCCCUUUAAGUGCACCCUGUGUGGGAAGGUCUUCCGGGACAAAGACAGGCUGGACCAGCACCUGCGGGUCCACGGCCGCGACGCUUACGCCUUCUCCUGCCACAUUUGUAGUAGGAGCUUUACCAGCGACUCAGCCCUGGAAGACCAUCUGGUGGAGCACACAGAGAACUGCUCGUACGCGUGUCUCUUGUGUCCCGAGACCUUCGAACGGCUGGAAUUGCUGAAGGGUCAUGUGGAGGUGCACUCUGUGGAUGGCUGCUACACCUGUCCCUCCUGCAAGAAAACGUUUAGCGACUUCAUCCAGGUGAAAAAGCACAUCCGCUGCUUCCAUUCGGAGAAGAUCUUUCAGUGUCCAAACUGUGAGAAGGCCUUCUGCCGGCCGGACAAGCUGCGCCUGCACAUGCUACGUCACUCCGACCGCAAGGACUUCCUGUGCUCGACGUGCGGCAAACAGUUUAAGAGGAAGGAUAAGCUCCGGGAGCACAUGCAGCGAAUGCACAAUCCAGACAGAGAGGCAAAGAAGUCCGACCGGGCCCAUCGCUCCAAAACCCACAAAACGAAGACUCCCACCUCCGACUUCGAGAGCUUUGCGUUCAAAUGCAGGUCGUGCAUGAUGGGAUUUCGCCGCCGAGGGAUGCUGGUAAAUCAUUUAUCCAAACGUCAUCCAGAGAUGCGCAUCGAUGACGUUCCGGAGCUCACGCUCCCGAUCAUCAAACCCAACCGGGAUUACUUCUGCCAGUACUGCGACAAGGUCUACAAGAGUGCCAGUAAGAGGAAAGCCCACAUUCUGAAAAACCACCCCGGAGCAGAAUUGCCCCCCAGCAUCCGAAAGCUACGUCCUGCUGCUCCUGGUGAGCCCGAUCCGAUGCUGAGCACGCACACCCAGCUGACCGGGACCAUCGCCACGGCGCCGGUCUGCUGCCCACACUGUGCUAAACAAUACAGCAGCAAGACGAAGAUGGUGCAGCACAUCCGGAAAAAGCACCCGGAGUUCGCUCAGCUGGCGAACUCCAUCCAGACUCCCGUGACCACAGCCGUGAUCAGUUCUGCUCCUGCAGUCAUCAACGCAGAUGGAGCCACAGCUGAGGCUGUUGUGACCACAGACCUGCUGACCCAGGCUAUGACGGAACUUUCUCAAACCCUGACCACAGACUUCCGAACGACUCAGGGAGACUACCAGAGAAUCCAGUACAUCCCAGUGUCUCAGCCUGCAGGCGGCCUGUCGCAGCCGCAGCACAUCCAGCUGCAGGUGGUCCAGGUGGCUCCGGCUUCUUCCCCACAUUCCCAAGCCCCGACAGUAGAUGUGAGCCAGCUGCACGACCCUCAUGGCUACAGCCAGCACUCCAUCCAGGUGCAACACAUCCAGGUGUCUGAGCCAUCAGGCUCCACCCAGAGUACCAGUCAGCCUCUGAGCCCAGCCUCUCAGCAGCCCAGUCAGGACCUGAGCCCGGCCCAGCUGACCCCCGUCACCUUAGCCCAGAGCCACAGCCUGCAGGCGAGCAGCGGCCAGCAGCCGGGGGCCGUGCAGCACGCCUACAUACCCGGAAACUGGAACUACAGAGGCUACUCAUCUGAGAUCCAAAUGAUGGCUCUACCUCACGCUCAGUACGUGAUAGCUGAAGCUAGCACACCUAUCUCUGGGGUCAACAGCAACCAGGUGAAAACGACGCAUUAUGUCAUCUCUGAGGGUCAGAGCGAGCUGGAGACGAAACAGGACGCUCCUCAGGACACGACCCCAGCCCAAACAGAACAUCUGGAGCAACAACCAGCCACCCAACAAGCCACCACACAGUACAUCAUCACUACAACCACCAACGGCAGCGGCACCAGUGAAGUUCACAUCACUAAACCGUGACCUGGCUUAACGUCAGAGCUGCAGACUAAUGCAUGGACCCUCCUCCUCCUCCUCCUGCUGCAGAUGUUUUUAUUUGUAUAAAUGAAGAAUUAUAUCAUGGAUCCACCUGAGUGUGGAUAUUUAUAGAUAAAAAAAUGUACCAGCGCAGUUUUAUGUGUCUGAAUUUUAAACAAGCUGCCAGAAAAGUGUCUGGAAAACAACAAAAGUAAUAAGGUCUUUAUUUAGAACAUAUGAAUAUAAUAAGAACUAAACUGAACACUAGUGUUAACAAUUUUUGUUCUAGAAGGAUAAGUUUAAGAGCUUAUUUCAAUUUUCAUGUCAGUUCAUUUUUAAUUUACAGAUAUUUUUGUUACAUUUUUUUUCUUUUGUAAAAGAAAAGAAAAAUGUGGCAAAAAAUUAUUUAAAAAAGCGUCUUGAUCGUGUGACCCGGAAGCUGUGACACCAUCUGUUACCGUGCUGUCGAUGGAUGUUUGAUGUGAUUCUCCUUCAUUAGUUUCCUCUGAAACAUUCAGGAUGGGGUUCAUUUGAUUCUCCGUUCAGAAUGAGAUAUUUUAAUAUUUAAACAUUUGUUUUGCCUCUACUGCCGUGUUUUAUAGUAAAAAUGAAAAAAUAAAAAAAUAAAACAUG